Messenger RNA from Sinocyclocheilus anshuiensis, 2297 nucleotides. Its product is annotated as kidney mitochondrial carrier protein 1-like. The coding region runs from base 210 to 1070 and encodes 286 amino acids. The record is from RefSeq and is a predicted model, not a curated record. The transcript has 9 exons. Gene Ontology annotation, biological process: transmembrane transport. NCBI's taxonomy places the organism in Eukaryota, Metazoa, Chordata, Actinopteri, Cypriniformes, Cyprinidae.
GGAACUUCCGGUCGCGGCGAGUUGAAUUCCUGCUAGCUAAAGACACAUGAUGGGAAACUGAAUGCUGUACGCGCUCCUGGAGUUUGACUGCGAAAAGUACACUAAUCUUACAUGUGGUUGAGACGAUGGAGUCCAAAAUAAAAUAACAGAGGUGACUGAAGCACCAAGCCUCAGUAGGACUCCAUCAAGCCGAAGGAGCCGCAACAGAAAUGGCAAACCUGAACUGGAAGCCGUUUAUCUAUGGGGGAAUGGCCUCAAUUGUCGCAGAAUUCGGUACGUUUCCCAUUGAUCUCACAAAAACAAGGCUCCAGGUUCAAGGGCAGACGCACUGUAUGGAGGUCCGAUAUCGGGGAAUGUUCCACGCUUUGUUGAGGAUUGGCCGUGAAGAAGGCAUCCGGGCAUUGUACUCUGGAAUUUCACCUGCACUCCUCCGACAAGCUUCCUACGGGACAAUCAAGAUCGGUACAUACAACACAUUGAAGAAACUGAUUGUUAGUCAUCCAGAAGAUGAGACUAUGGUGAUUAAUGUGUUUUGUGGUGUGGUGUCUGGAGUUUUGUCGUCCUCUUUGGCAAAUCCAACUGAUGUGCUAAAGAUUCGCAUGCAGGCUCAAGGCAGUCUGUUACAGGGAAGCAUGAUGUCUAAUUUCAUCAACAUUUACCAGACUGAAGGCACGCGAGGCCUGUGGAGGGGUGUAAUUCCUACCGCACAGAGGGCGGCCAUCGUGGUGGGUGUAGAGCUGCCAGUCUAUGACAUCACCAAGAAGCAUUUGAUUCUUUCAGGCCUCAUGGGAGACACAGUGUUCACUCAUUUCAUUUCCAGUUUCACGUGUGGUCUGGCAGGUGCUUUAGCCUCCAACCCAGUGGAUGUGGUGAGGACACGUAUGAUGAAUCAACGUGUGCUCGCAGGUAACCCUCUGUACAAGGGUACUCUGGACGGACUCAUGCAGACCUGGAAAAACGAAGGAUUUUUUGCUCUCUAUAAAGGCUUCUGGCCCAACUGGCUGCGUCUAGGGCCCUGGAACAUAAUUUUCUUCAUCACCUUUGAGCAGCUGAAGAAGCUUUCAUUGUAGAGUUUGUGACUUCCCUGAGCUGUGUGCAUGUGUCUGGGGCUUCUGUCCUUCAGCAUUUACCAUCCCUUCUCCGUCACACACCUAUAAGUAUUUUUAUUUAAGAACGAACAUGUAUUUUGUUCUCAUUUGCAUUGUACAUACUUGACCUAUUUAAACACACUUGUUUUUGCACCUAAAUGCUUUGUGUUUCACUCCUGGCAGCUAUGUUGUCCGUCACCGCCAUGUUCUCAGGCCCAGUGGUGUUUUCAUCAUAUAUGCUUGGUCAGCUAGGAGCAGCACUGGUGUAAAUUUGAGGUAAAGGGCUAUAGCGAAAACUGGAAACCACGAGGCAUAGUUUCUCCACACUGGCUUGAGAGUUUGAAAUUAUAGCAUAAGUUACUAAAAACACAUCCGCCAUGUAGGGGAUGUAAAGCAAUAGUUUAGUGUAGAACUGAAUGUAGUUGGUGAAUAUAAGCAGGAAUCUUUGAGGUCCACGCACUCCAAAUUAGACAUUGUCCUUGUAAUUUAAUAUGUAAACACAGCUUGUGCAGUGAUAAUGUAUUUUGCUUCAUCUGUAGACUGCAGAUAUGAUCGAAAUUGCCCACGUUGCAAACUUGUAUGCAGCCCAAAUUAAUACCAAAGGAACUAGUAAAGGGAGAUGUCCUGGAUCCUGGAUCUUUGAGCUCAGUGGGGCUUAUUCAUAAAACAUGAGCCAAUUUCAGUGUAGCCUAAGUCUGUUCUUGCGCAAGUUGUCGCAUUUAAUUCAAAAUUGCUCAGAAAUUGUUACGCUUGUUUCAUAAGGCCCAAUGUGCGCAAAAAGCUUCUUUUAUCCCAUAUUAUGUCAAGGUCCUCUGAAAAGCUCCAUGAAAGUGGGUUAGAAGUUUAUGCCUGAACAUGCGCAGAAUUCUAAGCACUUGUGACAUUGCACAAGUUUUUAUUUUACUUUUUUCAGUGACGUCUUUAUUGCCAUGUACAUUUGCAUGUGUGUGUAGUGUGUGUGUGUGUGUGUGCUUGUGUUCUGAGAAGCACAUGUAAAAUGUCAAAUAUUUUGGCAGCCGUCAAAAUGUGUAAAUACUGCUACUGUACGAUAGAAUAAAAUAUUAGCACAUAGUUUUUUGUUUGUUUGUUAAUUUUCAACCAGAUUUUGUGGAAAAGGGUGUCAUUUGCAUUUUUAUUGCUUGCCUCUUUGCCAAAGUGUACGUGUAUUAAACCAGAACUGCACUGAUGUUGCUGGUUUUGAAAAGUGAC